ACCAUAUGACAUGAACAUUUGUUUGCAUUCAUUAUCAUGUGAAUAUUAACUUAAAACACUUGAAAUUAUUAAAUUCAUUACAUUUAACUUAUGCAAAAAACUUCAUAAAAAUUAUGAAGAUGCAUUAUGAAGAUAGUUCGACAGAGGUUUUCUGUUAAAAUGUAGCUACUGGUUAAGGAUAUUAAUAUUGGAGCAACAGGCAUUUUGCAGAACAACUGGCUGCAGAUUAACCAAUACAACAAACAACAAAGCUACAAGAACUAGUUUUAAACAAUAAACGAACAUUAAAAAUUAAAAGUUGAAUAUUUUUAUCACAAGAUCUAUUAUAAAGAAAGUGGGAAAAUUCUGCCAUAAGAGAAGACAAACUGGAAUAAAACAAAUAAACUCUAUUCUCAAAUGGAAUCAAAUUUGCAGACUUUCAAAGAAAAGAAGUUGGUUCAAAUUUUUCUUGUAAAGUGAUAAUAUUACAACACGAUGGAAGCUGCAAAAAAAACCAUGACCAACUUAAUUGGUGCAAUACUUAUGAUGGCCUAUCUGUCAACAAUCGAUGGACUCAGAGUACAAGAAUUGAAUGUGGGACAAAAUAACAGAGAAAAUCUGCAGAAAUUUGACAAUGUGGCUAGGGAGUUUGCAAGUGGCGGUAAAACUUUAUUCACAUACCUAACCGAAAGUUUCAAGGACACAAACAGUUUGUCAGAGUCAUCGCAAAAUGCAAGCUUUCAUUGCAUCAAUGACACGGCAAAGAUAGUGGUGGAUCUUGACAACAAAGAAGAGUAUGCGGAAAAGUUCUUUGAUGCUGAAGCCAAACUCCCACCUGGAAUUCUAGAAGGCCAAACCACAUGGACUGGGGACUAUCAUGAAUGUCUCAGCAUCAAGUCCUACUGGACCAAAAACGCGCCCAGCAGUCACCAGUUUGCUGGAAAAUAUUUUACUGUAGGCUACAAGAAGCAGCUCUACCUUGGUAUUUGCCUUCCCGACUCAUGUGACAAAAAUGAUGUUCGAGCAUUACUUGAAAAUAUUGUUCCGGCCGCAGAGAUUUCUGGCGUGUACACCACUGACAGGAACGAAAUUGAUGAUAGUACAAUCAUGGCCUUUGUGGUAAUGGGCAUUAUACUGGCUAUCGUCACAUUAGGCACAGCGGUGGAUUAUUUGGAGACAAGGUACCACAAACCUUUACAUGUACUGGAGGCUGACCCCUGUGUAUGCAGUAUGCCUCAUGUUUUUCGCGACAAUUUACCGACUGCUAGUAACAGGCCCAUUCCACUGGGUGGUAUUGGAUCCCGACGGUCCUUUUUACAAAGAGACGGGUGAAUGUAGAACUUAUUGGUGGUCCAAUCUUCUGUACAUCAACAAUCUGUACCCUGACUAUGGCUCCGUGAGCAACUGUUUCCCCUGGGCCUGGUAUUUGGCUAAUGAUAUGCAGUUCUAUAUCCUCCUAAGCCCAUG
Dreissena polymorpha is the source of this 1446-nucleotide messenger RNA. RefSeq lists its product as uncharacterized. Lineage: Eukaryota; Metazoa; Mollusca; Bivalvia; Myida; Dreissenidae. The coding region runs from base 475 to 1311 and encodes 278 amino acids. The transcript is spliced from 2 exons. The record is from RefSeq and is a predicted model, not a curated record.